Messenger RNA from Helianthus annuus (common sunflower), 586 nucleotides. Its product is annotated as V-type proton ATPase subunit G 1. NCBI's taxonomy places the organism in Eukaryota, Viridiplantae, Streptophyta, Magnoliopsida, Asterales, Asteraceae. Gene Ontology annotation, biological process: proton transmembrane transport. The coding region runs from base 163 to 495 and encodes 110 amino acids. The record is from RefSeq and is a predicted model, not a curated record. Gene Ontology annotation, molecular function: proton-transporting ATPase activity, rotational mechanism. The transcript is spliced from 4 exons. Gene Ontology annotation, cellular component: vacuolar proton-transporting V-type ATPase complex.
ACACAUAUGACAUAUCUGUCGCCGGCUAUAAUUUGAACUCUAAAAACGUUCUUUGUAUCUUCAAGUAUCAAGAGUGUCUUCUAAUAAAGUCUAGAUUCUUCCAGAAACCCACUUCGUAAAAACGGUUUUAGUGUUCGUGGUGUGUUAGCACUUAGUUGAGACAUGGAUGCGAGUAGGGGACAUAAUGGAAUUCAACUUCUGUUAACCGCAGAGCAAGAAGCUCAGCAAAUUGUGAAUGCUGCACGCAACGCAAAAUUGGCGCGACUUAAACAGGCCAAAGAAGAGGCGGAGAAGGAGGUUGCAGAAUUUCGUGCUCAGAUGGAAGCCGAUUAUCAGAGGAAACUUACAGAGACUAGUGGAGAUUCGGGUGCUAAUGUGAAACGUAUUGAGAAGGAAACCGAGGCGAAGAUUCACCAUCUAAAGACGGAAGCUGAUAGAAUUUCACAUGAUGUCGUUGACAUGCUUCUUAAGCAUGUCACCUCUGUCAGAUAUUAAAUUUUAACUGACUUAAAACCUGAGAAAAGUGUCAUUAACAUAUUAUUUGUGUAUGUUUUUAUUAUGUGAUUUAAGUGCUUGAUAGUAAUUG